Messenger RNA from Guyanagaster necrorhizus, 1588 nucleotides. RefSeq lists its product as uncharacterized. Gene Ontology annotation, biological process: protein O-linked glycosylation via mannose. Gene Ontology annotation, cellular component: endoplasmic reticulum. The record is from RefSeq and is a predicted model, not a curated record. Lineage: Eukaryota; Fungi; Basidiomycota; Agaricomycetes; Agaricales; Physalacriaceae. Gene Ontology annotation, molecular function: protein O-acetylglucosaminyltransferase activity. The transcript is spliced from 7 exons. Bases 4 to 1416 code for a protein of 470 amino acids.
CACAUGUCUCUUUCUCCCCCCACGCGCCGGGAAUUCGCCCUUGUCUGUGUUGUCCUCGUUUCUGUUCUCUAUUUCUUUUCCUCAGGACGGAGUAGAAUAGAGACAGUUCCUCUGACAUUCCACGGAGACAUUACCAUCGCAGAGCCCAGCAAUGUGGCUCCUUUUGGCGCCCAGUUAAUUUGGGGGACUUCAGCUGUUCCGCAGACCCAACUUAUUUCUCAUGCUCCCGGCUGGACCAUUUUCGAUAAGCUCUAUCUUUAUAAUGGCACCAUCUAUGUCGUCUGCGAUGCCCCCCAGAAAAUCCCUGACGUCUCCAAGUUCUAUUCUAAAGGUAUCCGAAUCUUAAACGGCAAGGAAGCAGAAGAGUCUCGUCUCCCCACGAAAGAGGACAUCCAAAUUAUCAGCUCCAAGGAGGCCAGGGCUGUAUUUGGAACCGCCGCCCAAGUCAUCGAUGGAGUAACAUUUCUUAUAAAUGAUCCCCAGCAAUUCAUUACCCACUACUAUCAUUGGUCUGCUGAGCUAGGAUUUGGACUUUGGCGAGCGUACAGCUCUCUUGACCACUAUAUCACCCACGAUGGCAACACAACACUUCCGCCUCCACGUCGCAUCAUGUUUAACCGCAUUGACGCCGCCCGUUGGCGUGACUAUGCAGCCAUGAACCAAUGGUUUAUUCGAUCAGCCUGGCCGUCGCUUACUAUGGAAUUCAUAGACGACUGGAAAGAUCGCAUAUCAAUGGGAGUGCCCUUUGUUUUCGAAAGAGUCCUCAUAGCCGACCGUUCUGCCACGAUGAUGGGUCACAAUUAUGCCCGUUUCCAAAGAACGGCUGCUGUGGCUUUCCCUUUACCCGGCAGUGCUUAUUGGUGGAUGCCAAUUCGCAACAACGUCGUCAAAUACACUGGCUUGGAACCAGCCGUUGGUAGUGGCACUCUGAGCACCCCCGUUAUAACGUAUAUCUCGAGACAAGAAUGGGGCCGCCGUAUGUUGAUUCCGGAGGACCACGAUAGAUUGGUUAGAGAGCUCUAUAAGCUACGCGAUGAAUAUGGAUACGAGGUGAACGUUGUUAGCAUGGACAAGUUAUCACGAAAAGAGCAGAUUAGAUUGGCUGCAAGAACGACCAUUAUGAUGGGUGUACAUGGAAAUGGUCUUACGUCGCUUUUGUGGAUGAAUCCUUCUCCAAGGUCAACUGUCAUCGAGUUUUUCUUCCCUGGAGGGUUCGCCCACGAUUAUGAAUAUACCACUCGCGCGCUCGGUAUGGUACACUACGGAUUCUGGGGAUCACAGUCUUUCACCAGCCCCGGCACACCUCUCCCCAAGUACGUGGAAGGAUUUCAAGGAAACGCUAUUCCUAUCGAUGGAGAAGCGGUAGCUCGACUAUGUCGAGACAGACUAACUCUAACCAUGGAGGACGACGAUUAGUUUGAACGUACUGGUGGCGCGCUAGCUAUGCCAUACUCCUAUCGGAGUCCUAUCCUAUGUUUGCAUAAUAAAAAAUGUACAAAAAAAACAACCUACAAUUGUAGCCUAGAGUAGACCGCUUAUUAGGUCUAUCUUCUCUGCCAUCAAUUGGAGGAGGUUCGUAACCUCUGUG